UGAAUUUGAUAACAAAUGCGAGCUACCUUUGUGGGAAAUCUGUGAAGAAGACACUGCCGAAAAAUGCCUCAGUUGGCUUCCUCUGGUGCUAGUGUAGGACACUCCUUUAAGAAAGUACUCCAUAAAUGGCUAGCGGAGCGGGAGUUCAGCAAAGUUUGCUGGACGCGGCAUUCGAUAGAAUUGGCAAAAAGUAUCCGUCUUUUAAGCGCGAAACCGGAAGGAAAAUGAUCGAUGGCUUGUCGGGGGCGUAUAAAUCUUUCAAAAAUCGACGGCAGAAGAAAGAAAAUGACGACGGUUCACCUACUUCAGAGGAGGAAAUGAAACUUCUUGAAAAAGAAUGUGUAGAAAAUCCAGAUAAACCCAAAACUUCAAGUGAAACAGAAUCAAGUGAUGAACCAUCAAAGGAAUUAGUUCCGUGGAAAAAGCCCGAAGAAAGUGAUGAUUGUGAUUAUCUUACCGCUGAAGAGGAUGAUGAGGAUAUUAAAAAAGACACCGGGAAAGUUAGUACUGCGAAACCCCCUGAAGAUCCAAAUGACCCGGAAAAGGGCAUUCCACCAGAUUCUGUCGUGGAUUGUGGUCCGGCAGGUGUUGGACCCGUUGGACCUCACCAUAAAGGAAAAGGAGUGGACAUAUCCCAGUAUUUGCAGAAGAAAAGUAUGGCCCAAGGUAUGCUUGACCUGGCUCUCCUAUCUGCAAAUACAAAUCAACUGCGAUAUAUCUUAGAAACGCGCGGUGAUAAUGUUUAUUUUAUCGUAAGCAUCACCCUCAUUAUAAGCAGUCUGGUCCUUCAGGUGGCUGUUGGUAUAAUGCUUAUAUGGAGCCAUAGAUUCAAUAUGCGAAAGCGUAGUGGAAUGGCUAGUGCAGAUCGCAUAAACAAUCUCUCUGUUCUUGGUGUCUUCCUUAUUACCCUUAUUAACGUCUUUAUCAGCACUUUUGGUGGAAGUAGUGCCUCUGGGGCAGCUCCUGCUCCGAGUGUUCCUGGGGCUCCCAGUGCACCUGGUAUGCCUCCUGAUCACACUGAAGCUCCCAAGUUACCCCCAAUGGAAGCUCCCAUUGACCCUGGGACAGUACUGGCGUAAAAUACGAAUGUUAUGUACAAUACCUAAAAGAAACAUUCUCCCAGUAGCAUUGAAAUGAGAGAAUGUACAACACACUGUUUAAAAUAAAAUUAAGUCUCAAUGUUUAAAUUUCUUCAAAAGGAAUCAUAAACUAGGCGAAAAAGUAUUGCACAAAAGCAAAGAAAAAAAUUAAAUGCAAUAGAUAUAAAUCUUUCCAAAACUUUAUUACCCAUUUCUAAAACAUUUAACAAAUUUUCAAUUUACCCAGCAUUAGUGACAUCCGUCUAUUUUACUCCGUAGCAUAAGACCUUCUCGCUUGUCCAGGUGCUCUACUCAUUAUUCUGACAAAUUUAUUAUGCGCAGUGUUACCGAAAUCAUCUUCACUGAGGAAAUUUUGCAAUAUUUCAAUGCUAUACUUUGCUAUAA
Lutzomyia longipalpis is the source of this 1484-nucleotide messenger RNA. RefSeq lists its product as uncharacterized. The transcript is spliced from 4 exons. Gene Ontology annotation, cellular component: membrane. The record is from RefSeq and is a predicted model, not a curated record. Gene Ontology annotation, biological process: cell adhesion; tissue regeneration. NCBI's taxonomy places the organism in Eukaryota, Metazoa, Arthropoda, Insecta, Diptera, Psychodidae. Bases 126 to 1079 code for a protein of 317 amino acids.